GGCUACACGCAGCAAUGAAGAAUACGACGUGUCCGCUUAAGGACGGGAGUUGCUAUGAACAGUUGUGUAUUUACCUGAGUCAAAUGCAAGGCCUUGUCCCUCAACAACUCUGUUAUACAUUCAUUUGAGAUUUGUGUUAUAUAGUUUAGCUAGGCUUAUCCGUUAAAAUAGUUGUCCUUUCCUGCAAGACGCUGUUUGAAAGUUAUCACGGAUGCUGGCGCAAUUGAUGGUGAAUGAAGAUGAUGAAUAGUUAACUCAGUCAUCACCAGAGGAAAAUAUGAGUUCGAAGAGUAAAAAGCGAAUAGUCGUGCCAAGCCGACCAGAGCCCCCUUCUAUGGAGCAAAUAGCAGAAGACAUCAACCGAGCCUAUCCGAACGACCCAGUCUUCACUGUUCUGCAAGACGAAAGUCAAGGAAAGAUAACAAGUGAAGUUAUCAACCUAAACAUUCCUGAGCAUUCAGUAGCAGUAGCCGACGCUAAGCUGGGGUCCAGUUCCACUGAGGUGGAGAUGAUCUACCAGCAGAGUCGGCGGUUCCUGGAGCUGAACGACCGGCUGCAGGACGCACGAGGGGAUCUGACGCGACGACGCGACGAGCUCCGCGCUGUGGGCGACGCGCUGGGCCACAGCAUCGACGACGUCAAACAGAAAGCAGGAAGUCUGCCGUGCUUUGAUGAUCUAAGCACUUAACUUUUGCCAUCUAGUUUAUGAUGAUAUUCUACUACACCAUACUUUAAGGUCACAUAACCUUUUGAAUUAAUAUUGUAUAUAAUUUUUGAACAGUGGAGCUGUUUUGUUUCAGUCUUGUUGAUCAUGUAAUAAAGUGUAUUUUAAAGUAA
Alosa sapidissima (American shad) is the source of this 837-nucleotide messenger RNA. RefSeq names its product chromosome 12 C19orf25 homolog (gene c12h19orf25). The coding region runs from base 278 to 688 and encodes 136 amino acids. The transcript has 4 exons. The record is from RefSeq and is a predicted model, not a curated record. Lineage: Eukaryota; Metazoa; Chordata; Actinopteri; Clupeiformes; Clupeidae.